Anolis sagrei ordinatus is the source of this 1048-nucleotide messenger RNA. It is a transcript of the gene HSD17B3, whose product is annotated as hydroxysteroid 17-beta dehydrogenase 3. Lineage: Eukaryota; Metazoa; Chordata; Lepidosauria; Squamata; Anolidae. Gene Ontology annotation, biological process: steroid biosynthetic process. Gene Ontology annotation, molecular function: testosterone dehydrogenase (NADP+) activity. Gene Ontology annotation, cellular component: endoplasmic reticulum. The record is from RefSeq and is a predicted model, not a curated record.
UUGGCUCCUUGUAAUUGUUCCUCAUGGGUGAAUUCCAGCAACAUCUGCUUACUGUCCUUGGAAGUAUUGUUUGUCUGGUUUUCCUGGUGAAGAGCCUUCGGUUCCUGAAGUAUGUCUUCCCAUACAUACGAAGUACUUUGCCCCCAUCUUUUUUCCAAUCAAUGGGGGAAUGGGCAGUGAUUACAGGAGCAGGAGAUGGCAUUGGAAGAGCCUAUUCCAUUGAAUUAGCCAAACGGGGCCUAAAUAUUGUUUUGAUUAGCAGAACUUUCCAAAAAAUGCAGAGAGUAGCCUUGGACAUCGAGCAGACCACAGGACAAAGAGUAAAAAUCAUACAAGCUGACUUCACCAAAAUGGACAUAUAUAGUGAUAUUGAAAAAAGCCUUCAAGGAUUAGAAGUUGGAAUUUUGGUUAACAAUGUUGGAAUGCUUCAGACCAGCAUCCCAUGCCAUUUUCUUGAUGCUCCAAACAAUGAUCAGGCCCUUAUAAACUGCAACAUCAUGUCUGUCACCCAGAUGACACGGAUAAUUUUGAAACAGAUGGUGCCAAGGCAAAGAGGACUGAUUCUGAAUAUAUCCUCUGCUGUUGGCACUUUUCCCUGUCCCUUAUAUGCCAUCUAUUCUGCCUCCAAAGCUUUUGGAUGCACAUUUUCUAAAGCUCUUCAAGCAGAAUAUAACACAAAAGGAAUUAUCAUACAGGCAGUGACUCCUUAUUCUGUUUCAACUCCAAUGACUAUGUGGUCAAAGCCUAAUCUAAUCAACAAGACAGCAGAAGAUUUUGUUAGGGAAUCUCUGGAGUACAUCACAUUGGGUGAUGAAACAUUUGGAUGCUUAGCCCACGAAAUAUUGGCACGGCUAGUGCAGUGUAUUCCUUUGCAAAUCUUUCACAGCGAGAGAGUACAAAAUAUGCUGAAAGAUGCUAUUUCGGGUCGGCUGAAGAAGAAUUCAAACAGUACUUGAAAAAAAACUUCACUUGGAGCAGGUGCCACUGCAGGCUUUUGCCUAAAAGUUUGGUAUGACUUAUCACCACAGCUGUCCAACAAAUUCACAAA